Molecule: messenger RNA, 1379 nt
Organism: Temnothorax curvispinosus
Lineage: Eukaryota; Metazoa; Arthropoda; Insecta; Hymenoptera; Formicidae
Product: putative nuclease HARBI1
Exons: 5
Coding region: 123-1259 (378 amino acids)
Source: RefSeq, a predicted model, not a curated record
GAUAUCGCAUACGAUACUAAAUGGUAUUCUUGAAUGAGAUGUAUCGUAUGCGAGAAAAUAUCGAACGGUUGAUAUCGAGUGUGACAAAAGUGAAGUUAUUCGAUGUGAAGUGAAUUAAAUUUAUGGUGGCAAUGGAUAUGGCAUAUAGAAAUGCUGUUCAGCUUCAUAUCGCUGAACAAUUGGAAAAUAUUUACAAUUUUAAUGAAAGACCGCGUUUUCACAUAAGAGAUGAUCCAUUUGAAUUAUCAGAACGACAGUUUAGAAAUAUUUUUCGAUUGAAAAAAGAAACAACAAACAGGCUAAUUAAUAUUGUAGAAGACAAUUUAAUAGAACCGUCACGAUCUUCAGCUUUGGACGCAACUGUACAAGUUUUAGCUGCAUUACGUUUUUAUGCAUCAGGCAGCUAUCAGAAUUGCAUAGGAAAAAAUAUUCACAUGGCUAUUAGUCAACCUUCGAUCAGUAGAUGUAUUCGAAAUGUGACUAAUAUUCUUAAUUUACCAGAGAUAUUUAACAAUUGGGUGCGCUUUCCUAAUAACCUUCAGGAGCUGCAACAACUGCGUAACAAAUUUUGGAUAAAUCAUCGCUUUCCAGGAGCGAUUGGUUGUAUAGACUGCACUCAUGUAGCAAUUUUUCCACCUCCUAAAGAAGACGAAAAUUAUCCUGAACAUAUAUAUGUGAAUAGAAAAGGAUAUCAUUCUAUUAACGUACAAUUGAUAUGUGAUACUGAUCUUAGGAUAAUGAAUGUUAAUGCCCGAUAUCCUGGAAGCACUCACGAUUCGUAUAUCUGGAAUAAUAGUAAUGUUCUUCCUAUAAUGCAAGAUAUUUACAAUCGUGGACACAGGUUUUUCUUAUUAGGUGACUCUGGUUAUGCGCUUAGACCUUGGAUGAUGACUCCAAUAAUAAACAAUGAUCCUAAUAUUGCAACGAGAAGAUACAAUGAUCUGCAAAUGAGCACUAGAUCACUUAUUGAACGUUGCAAUGGUGUCUUGAAGAUGAGAUUUCGUUGCCUGUUGAAACAUAGGGUUUUACAUUACCAGCCAGAUGUAUGCUCGAAAAUUAUCAAUGCUUGUACAGUGUUGCAUAAUAUGUGCAUUCAGGACAACAUGCCCUUACCUGAAGCAGAAGAUGAAGUAUUGGACUGUGGUCAAGAUGGUAUAGAGGAUGUAAAUGAACCGGGGAUAGAUAUGUUAAAUAGAAAUCACGAACUAAUAGCUGGACGAAGAAUUCGCAAUAAUUUAAUACGACAGUACUUCUCUUAACAAUAUUUUGUAUUUUUUGUAUAUAUGUAUACACAUAACCAUGUGUACAAACAAUAAUCACAUUUAUAAUUAUAAUCAGUUUAUAAUUAGUCAUCGGGCAAUAAAAAACUGAACAUAAAA